CGCGCUAUACCCCUUAUAACCCUGGGGUUAUGAGGCAGGUGACGGGCUCCCUGUGCCGGGCCAGCUCCCGUGGCUGGCAGAGGCGGCUGCCCUGGCCCAGCCCCCCACGGACCCCUGUGAUGGCUUCCCCCCGCAGCCUCUCCUCGGCGGCCCCCUCAAUCCGCCUCUCGCCCGCCGCCCGCAGCCUCUUCGACGAGCCGCUGGCCAUCGCCGUGCAGGGCCUGGGCCCGCGGCAGCCGAUCACGCUGCGGACGUCUUUGCGGGACGAGACGGGCGAGCUCUUCCAGGCCUGCGCCCGCUACCAAGCGGGACACGACGGGGAGCUGGACCUCGCCCGCUGCCCCGCGUUGCCGGGAGGCAGCUUCUGCGGCCUGGAGCCCAUGGGGCUGCUCUGGGGUUUGCAGCCCCAGAAGCCCUUCUGGCGGCUGGUGAAGCGGGACGUGCAAACUCCCUUCGUCCUGGAGCUGGACGUGUUUGAUGGCCACGGGGACCCUCCCGGGCGGCUCCUGGCCCAGGCACAGCACGAGCGGGCGUUCCUGCGGGAUGGGGUGCGCAGGGUCCCGGUGCGAGACGGGAGGAUCCGGGCAACGCUUUUCCUGCCUCCCGGAAAUGGCCCCUUUCCAGGCAUUAUUGACUUGUGUGGAGCUGGAGGAGGACUCCUCGAAUACAGAGCAUGCCUGCUGGCCAACUAUGGCUUUGCUGUGCUGGCUCUGGCUUACUAUGGCUAUGAAGAUCUUCCCAAACAGAUGAAGGAACUCCACCUGGAAUAUUUUGAAGAAGCCGUAAACUAUAUGUUACAACACACCCAGGUUAAAGGCCCAGGGAUUGGGUUGCUUGGAAUUUCCAAAGGGGGCGAACUGUGUAUCUCCAUGGCCUCCUUUCUAAAGGGUAUCACAGCCACUGCCCUUAUAAAUGGCUCAGUGGCAAAUGUGGGCGCAGUGCUCUGCUACAAGGACAUCACCAUUCCACCCCUUGGUCUCAGCCCAGAACGUGUCAAGAUUAGCAAGUCUGGGAUUGCUGACAUUAUUGAUGCACUGAACAACCCACUAGAAGGGCCUGACCGCCAAAGCUUCAUCCCUCUGGAGAAGGCUGAGUGUCGCUUCUUGUUCAUUGUUGGCCAGGAUGAUCACAACUGGAAAAGUGAAUUCUUUGCAGUUGAGGGGAGCAAACGUUUGCAAGCUCACGGGAAGGAAAAGCCUGAGAUAGUCUGCUAUCCUGGAGCAGGGCACUACAUUGAACCCCCUUUUUUCCCAAUGUGUGCAGCCUCAAUGCACCAGCUGGUUGGCAAGCCUGUGAUUUGGGGAGGAGAGCCCAAGGCACACUGUGAGGCACAAGUAGAUGCUUGGCAGCAGAUCCAAGCUUUCUUCUGCAAACACCUCAUGGGCAAGCCAUCUGGAACAUCCAGUAAGCUGUGAUGUGACUUAGGUUACUUUAGAGACGAAAAGUCUGGUGUUUCAGAUUUGUUUUGUUAUAGAACUCUGAAUGAGAACAAAGAACAUCAGAGAAUAAGUUGCUGGGUUUCUUGGGGGAUGAUAGUAAGUGAAGGCAUGAGGGCUGCUUUCUUUUAACACCCUCCUCUAACAUCGGUUAGAGGUCUUAGUGCCAUGUUAUGUAUAGUAUUGGAUUACAAGCUGUAGAUAAAUGAUGGUGGUAAGGUUGGCUCUGCUUUGAAUGUUAAUUUAACUGGAAGGUAACUUAUUCAAGCUGAGAACUGGGAUGAGAA
This is a messenger RNA of Neopsephotus bourkii (Bourke's parrot), 1723 nucleotides long. Its product is annotated as acyl-coenzyme A thioesterase 1-like. Bases 30 to 1415 code for a protein of 461 amino acids. Lineage: Eukaryota; Metazoa; Chordata; Aves; Psittaciformes; Psittacidae. The record is from RefSeq and is a predicted model, not a curated record. Gene Ontology annotation, molecular function: fatty acyl-CoA hydrolase activity. The transcript has 3 exons. Gene Ontology annotation, biological process: fatty acid metabolic process; acyl-CoA metabolic process.